AUAUUGUGCAUGAUUCCGGUCGCCCAGUCGGAAGGGUUUGGCCAGCGGGAUUAUACUCGCCGCUGGUGGAAUGGCCCCGCUGCUGCGGAUCUUGUGCGUGCACGGUUACCGGCAGAACGAGCGGGCGUUCCGCCAGCGGACCGGCUCCCUGCGGAAGCUGCUGCGGAAGCGGGCAGAGUUGCUCUACAUGUCGGCGCCGCUCAGGGUGCCGGCGCAGCAGCUCGCCGCUGCUGGAGACGAGACUCCAUCAACAGAGACAGAGGCAGAUAGUCGUGGUUGGUGGUUCUCGAACCCAGAAGAGGAGAGCUUUAAUGCUUUGGACCAUGUUGAAUCCUGCAAAGGAGUAGAGGAAUCACUGGAGACCAUUGCCAAAGCCAUGGCCGAGCUGGGCCCAUUCGAUGGUAUAUUGGGCUUUAGUCAAGGAGCAGCUCUCGUGUCCAUGAUCUGCACCCUCAGGCAGCAGGGAGACCCCAGGUUCCAGUUUAAUUUUGCAAUCCUCAUCGCAGGUUUUAAGAGUAGGUGCAAACUGCACGACCAUUUCUACAGUGAGCCCAUUACUCUUCCUUCUCUGCACGUAUUUGGUGAAACCGACCGGGUCAUCCCUGGGGAGCUGAGCCGGGAGCUCUCCACCUCCUUCCUGAAUCCUACAGUUCUCACUCACACAGGAGGACAUUUUGUCCCAGCCUCUGCACCUCAGAAACAGGUUUACUUUGAAUUCUUGGAGAAGUUUCAGCAGAAGUAAUCGAGGCCAUAAAUGCUUGUACCAUUAAAAAGUUUACUGGAGAUAUGAUGUGUUCAAGUUUUAUUAAAAGUGAAGAAAAAGGAAAUCACAAAUUAUUAUUGUUGCAAAUUGAAGGGGGAGUAUCCAUUUUUAAAGAAUAUGUUAGUAGCUUUAUUUGUCACAUGUACAUCAAAUCAUUAAGUGAAAUGCAUCAUUUGCAUCAAAGAUGAACAGAUGCUGAGGGCAGCCUGCAAGCAUCACCAUACUUAUGGCACCAACGUACCUUGCCCACAACUUUCUAAUCCCUUAACCUGUAUACCUUUGGAAUGUGGGAGGAAACCGGAGCACCCGGAGGAAAGCCACAAGGUCACGGGGAAAAUCCAUAGAUGCUGCCUACCUUGCUGAGUACCUCCUGAGUAGGUGCUUAGACAUUUAGGACUGUCAAAGAAGGAUUGUGGUUCUUUGAAAUUAUACUCCUCAGGGGUAUGUAAGUGCUCAGUCAUUACGUGUGCUGUUGAGAUAGAGGUUUGGGCAAGAAAAUAUGAUUGAGGCAGAGAAUCGAUAGUUUUGGCAAAUGGUUUUGAGAUGCACUACAGGGUGCAACUCCUUUAACUUGUUCCCAUGUCAAAGGGACCCUUGGAGCACAGUGGCACAGCAGUCAGAAGUGAUGUCUCAGCUCUCAGCAAUCCGGAUUUGAUCCUGGUCUUAAUGCGGUCUGUGUGGAGUUAGCUCUUUCUGGCUGUGGCAAUGCGGGUUUCCACCGGCUGCUUCCAUUUCCUCUCAAAGAUGUGCUGUGAGUUACCCCUGUAUGGGUCAGUGGUAGGAAAAUGGGAGAAGUCAAUGGGCUUAUGAGAGAGAAUACAGAUAAGUGAGGGAAUGGGAUAGCUCUGGGAGCUCGCAUACAUCCAGUAGGCUGAAUGGCCUCUUUAUAUGUUUUAUGGAAAUAUAAAGAACAAACUGCACUAGUUAGCAUAAUACUGUCACAGCAGCAGUAAUCGGGGUUCCAUUCCCACCGCCGUCAGGAAGGAGUUUCUGCAUUCUCCCUGUGACCAUGCGAGUUUCCUGUCACAUUCCGAUGAUGUAUGGGUUAGUGGGUUAAUUAGUCACAGGGGUGUAAUUGGGCAGCACGAGUUUCUUGGGCCAGAAGGGUUUGUUGCCACGCUGCAUCUCUAAAUAAAAAUAAAUAUUUGUAUUGAUAAGUUGUUUG
Molecule: messenger RNA, 1928 nt
Organism: Hypanus sabinus (Atlantic stingray)
Lineage: Eukaryota; Metazoa; Chordata; Chondrichthyes; Myliobatiformes; Dasyatidae
Gene: ovca2
Product: OVCA2 serine hydrolase domain containing
Exons: 2
Coding region: 71-742 (223 amino acids)
Biological process (GO): response to retinoic acid
Cellular component (GO): cytoplasm; nucleus
Source: RefSeq, a predicted model, not a curated record